This is a messenger RNA of Castor canadensis (American beaver), 3430 nucleotides long. It is a transcript of the gene Aifm2, whose product is annotated as AIF family member 2. Gene Ontology annotation, molecular function: flavin adenine dinucleotide binding; electron-transferring-flavoprotein dehydrogenase activity. Gene Ontology annotation, cellular component: mitochondrion; cytoplasm. NCBI's taxonomy places the organism in Eukaryota, Metazoa, Chordata, Mammalia, Rodentia, Castoridae. The record is from RefSeq and is a predicted model, not a curated record. Gene Ontology annotation, biological process: apoptotic mitochondrial changes; positive regulation of apoptotic process.
AACUGGGGUUUGAACUCAGGGCUUCCCACUUGCAAAGCAGGUGCUCUACUACUUGUGCUGCACCUCCAGUACACUGUGCUUGGGUUAUUUUGGAGAUAGGGUUUUACAAAGUAUUUGCCUGAGCUGGUCUCAGACCUCAGUUUUCCCGAUCUCAGCCUCCCAAGUAGCUAGGAUUACAGGCAUGAGCCACCGGCGCACAGCUUAAGAUUCCCCUUUUUGAAAAAGCUCAGUUCACAACAUUUGAGGUGAGGCCUUUCUCAUGUGGGCACCCUGUCCUCACAGCCACGAGUCUGAUGUGUUCUCUUUUCUAUCCUAGCAGUGUGUGUUUCAAGAUGGGGUCCCAGGUCUCUGUGGACGCGGGAGCUCUGCAUGUGGUGAUUGUGGGCGGGGGCUUCGGUGGGAUUGCGGCCGCCAGCCAGCUGCAGGCGCUGAACAUCCCCUUCAUGCUGGUGGACACGAAGGACUCCUUCCAUCACAAUGUGGCAGCCCUCCGGGCCUCUGUGGAGAGUGGGUUUGCCAAAAAGACAUUCAUUUCCUACUCAGUGACCUUCAAGGACAACUUCCGGCAGGGCCAGGUGGUCGGGAUUGACCUGAAGAAUCAAACGGUGCAGCUGCAGGACGGUGAGGCCCUGCCUUUCUCACAUCUUAUCCUGGCCACAGGCAGUACCGGGCCCUUCCCUGGCAAAUGUAAUGAGCUGUCCUCCCAACAGGCUGCCAUCCAGGCCUAUGAGGACAUGGUGAAGCAGGUCCAGCGCUCACAAUUCAUUGUGGUGGUGGGAGGUGGCUCUGCAGGAGUGGAGAUGGCAGCAGAGAUUAAGACAGAAUAUCCGGAGAAAGAGGUCACUCUCAUUCACUCCCAAGUGCCCCUGGCUGACAAAGAGCUCCUGUCCUGUGUGCGGCAGGAAGUGAAGGAGAUACUCCUCCGGAAGGGCGUGCAGCUGCUGCUGAGUGAACGGGUGAGCAACCUGGAGGAGCUGCCUCUCAACCAGUAUCGGGAGUACAUCAAAGUGCAGACAGACAAGGGCACAGAGGUGGCCACCAACCUGGUGAUUCUCUGCAAUGGUAUCAAGAUCAACAGCUCUGCCUACCACACUGCCUUUGAGAGCAGACUGGCUGGCAAUGGUGCUCUGAGAGUGAAUGAGUUCCUCCAGGUGGAGGGCUAUAGCAAUGUCUAUGCCAUCGGUGACUGUGCUGAUGUGAAGGAGCCCAAGAUGGCCUAUCACGCGGGCCUCCAUGCCAAUGUUGUCGUGGCCAACAUUGUCAACUCCUUAAAACAGAGGCCCCUCAAGGCCUACAAGCCAGGUGCACUCACGUUCCUCCUGAGCAUGGGCAGAAACGAUGGCGUGGGCCAGAUCAGUGGCUUCUACGUGGGUCGACUCAUGGUUCGGCUGGCUAAGAGCAGGGACCUGUUCGUCUCCACAAGCUGGAAAACCAUGAGGCAGUCUCCACCCUAACGGGCAGGUGAUGCAGCACUAAUACAGAUGGAUGACAGACUGCUUGACAAAGGCCAUCCACCUGACAAGUGCUAAAGGGCUAAGCUGUUUGUUGGGAAUAUGAUGCCAAUGGUGUACUAUCUGGAAACACAACUGUAUAAAACCAAAACAGAGAGAAGCAUUUAAAAAAAAAAAGAUGUUUGGAAGGUCUCUUUGCAGUUGAGCUGGCUAAAGGGUCUUGGAAAGAACACAGGCAGCUUUCUGUAUUCUUUUAGAUGUGUACGCAUGUGUGUGUGUAUGUAUAUGCACAUGCAUGUGUGUGGGCUUAGGUGUAGUAUUCAGAGCCCUGAGUAGGGUGAGAUCUGGGCUCCUGGUGACUGGCAUCCCGACUGUGAGUACAGGAAGGAGAGCCUGUAGCACGAGAAUAGCAAGGGAAGAGGAGCUGGGGUGGAGAGAUGGCUUGCAACCCAAAACUUUUCCCACAUGAGUUCAGGAAAGCUCAUACAUUCCACAAUAAACAGGUUGUUAAUAGGAGCACUGUUUUAAACUCCCUAACUUAUGGUUAGCACCUAGACUUUUUGGGUUUUUGUUUCGUUUUUUGACAUGAGGGUCUUAAUGGUGCCCAAGCUGGCCUCCAACUCCCAGGCUAAAGCAGUCCUCCUGUCUCAGCCUUCCCAGUAGCUGGUGCUGCAGUUUCUGGGACUGUUGUGCCUGGCUCCUCCCUACCUUCUGUAAUCUUCAUGAGUCUUUCUGUGUUUCCAUUUUUGAUCCUUGCUACCAUAGGUACAUUUAAGGAAGAGGUAGACAAAAUUUCCCUCUGGCUAUCCCAUGAUGACGGUGAGUUUUUAAGAAGCUGGCAGGAGUUAAGACUUGCCAGAUGCUGAAGUUUUCAAGGAAAGGCAUCGGAGAUACAUGAUCCAUGUAGGUUGACACCUGACUGGUUAACCUUUAGGGAGCAGGGGAUCUGUAGGUGACUCCCAAUGUAUUUCUUUGUUUGGAACUGCAACAAUAUAAAACCAAAAAUGAGGGAGGUGGUUUACUGUUCUUUAGCUGAUGCUGGAGUUGGGGAGGGGUCCCUAAGGGACUUUGUGAUUUUGUGCUUCUGGUUUUCCUGGCCAACUCCACUGUCAGUUGUCUGCAGGCCCAGCCUUAAAGCAGUAGUGCUUGCCACUGACUAUGCUAAGGUAUUCUAAUAAUUUCUGUUGGAGAGAGAUCUUCUGAUACAGAGGAACCUUUUUUGAACCACAUCCAAUAAAUGUCCACAGCGGAAGAGAUUCCUGCCCCUCCCUGCUCACGUUUGAUGGUAGCCUCUGGAUACUGGGGCAGAAUCCUCAGGCCCACACCCUCACUGGAGUUCUCCACCCAUUUCUGUGCCCUACAGUCUGUUCCAUUUAGUUGCCCAGGUCCAAGUGAGACUUCUUCCUCUCUCCCAGAGGAUGGUGACCCCUGGCAGCUUUGCCUAAGGCUUUGCUCUUGUGGAUCCCAGCCAGCAGACUCCCCUUCUCCAGAGGCAUCCUCCAUUGCCUGAGAAACACAGGCCGCGGUACUGUCUAACCUGCAGCCUAGUAUAGCCUGAUGGGAAUCUCCUGUUAGUGACAGGCCUUGUGCUCUCUGCUUACAAAGGUGUAGAAGUAGCCAUUCAUGGGGACUGUUUUCCAAAUGGAGAAAAAUGUUGCAAUAAAAGAAUGUAAGAAAGACACUGAAUCUUUUAUUUUUUCCUUUUGUUUUUUUUAAAAAUCAAAAUGAAACAACAACAACAAAAAGCCCAAAGCAAAACCUUUUUAGGAGUAGUUUCAGGUAUUAUAGGAGUCAGGGGAGGGAGGCUCUAAAACAGAAGAGAAAAGCACCCAUGAGAUAUCUUUUCACUCCUCUCCACUGUAGAAGACAGACAGUCUACAGAUCCAAGUCCUUCUCAUGCCCUCUUCCCUUGGAAAAAAGGAGGAACAAAAGAAACAGGCGUCGUGAAAAGAUUUUUUUGCGUGUGAAUAUGUGUAAAA